Messenger RNA from Bicyclus anynana (squinting bush brown), 2264 nucleotides. RefSeq names its product nose resistant to fluoxetine protein 6-like. Gene Ontology annotation, molecular function: acyltransferase activity, transferring groups other than amino-acyl groups. NCBI's taxonomy places the organism in Eukaryota, Metazoa, Arthropoda, Insecta, Lepidoptera, Nymphalidae. The record is from RefSeq and is a predicted model, not a curated record. Bases 1 to 2121 code for a protein of 706 amino acids. The transcript has 12 exons.
AUGAAGACUUUGUUACUAUUCCUAAUAUUUAAUUAUUCUAAAACGUGGGCAAAGUUAUAUUUAGACGAUAAGAUCAAGUUUCCAUUGGAUACCGAUUUGUAUGAAAGAGUACUGGAUCAUCAGGAAUGUAACAAACAAUUGGGAUAUAUUCGACGGAAUGAUUCAUUACUAAUGUCUCGAUUUCUUGAUGCUGGAAUGAGAGUACCCAGAGGAAUAUUAUUAGGCAACUUAGUUGAUUUAGGAAAUUAUUAUCAAUGUCUUGAUAUACAUGAAUCCGUGAAAGAAAUGUCAAUUGAAGGAAAAUAUUGUAUGAUAAAAGUGCCAGUAAACCAAAAUUUUAAAAUAGAUGCUUCAUUUGAAAAGUUUAAAUACAAUUUUGAUCCAGGGACAUUAUUUUUGCAUGCAGAAACAAUUGAAAAUCUCGCGUUGGAAUGUCUACAAUCCAUAUAUAAUUUAUUUUGUUUUAGCAAUAACCAAAGCAGCCUUUUAUCUAAUAUACAAUUUAAUUUAGCACUAUGUGUACCUAAAGUAUGUACAACUGAAGAAACAAUAUCUGGUUUUUUAUUUAAUCUGACUGCAAUAGGUUUUAAGUAUGAAGAUGUUUACUGUCGACUUCCAAAUGACAAACCAUGGGCUCCUGUAGACUACAUAGCUAUAAUAAUAUUUUCAUUACUCGGUCUUUUGACAUUACUUAGUACAUCUUAUGAAGUAUAUCAUAAUGUAAUUUGUAAAAAAGAUCCUAAAAGAGUAAAUGAGAUCUUAAUUUCUUUUUCCGCUUUGACAAAUUGCCGUCGUCUUCUAGAUAUGAAUCCAAAUUCUGAUAAUAUAAGUUGUUUGGAUGGUAUUCGUGCUUUAGCUAUUUUGUGGGUGGUAGUUGGUCAUGUAUUCUAUGUCAUUGGUCACAUACCAGCCAAUCCAAUUUAUGCUGUGAAGUGGUCACAAUCAUAUGAAUCAAUUUGGAUUACGACAGCAUCUCUAACAGUGGAUACGUUUUUCUUCAUAAGCGGUUUACUUCUAGUUUAUAUAACAGCAAAAAAGCUUACGGGAAGAGAAUUAGUAAAAAAUCUUCCAUUCUUUUAUCUUAACCGCCUCCUACGCAUGUUUCCAGUACUAGCAGUUGUAGUACUUUACGAAGCAUCUUUAGCGAAUCGUGUAGCAGAUGGUCCAUUAUGGCAUCGAUUUAUGGUUGACAGUACACAUAAAUGCAGACAAUUCUGGUGGACUACUUUACUUCAUUUGCAAAAUUUCAUCAACCCAGAGCAAGUUUGCGUCGGUGUAACGUGGUAUUUAGCUAUUGAUGUUCAACUUCAUAUAUUAUCACCAAUAGUCUUAUUUUGGGUUCUCGGAAGAUCAAAAACUUUAGCGUGGUCAGCUCUCAUAGUGGCUUUGUGCGCAUCUCUAGCCGCUUCGACAACUUAUAUAUUUACAAGUGAACCUUUGAAAGAAACCUCGAACUACUUUGUUUAUUACUAUGUUAACAUUUUGACUCGUGCUCCACCAUUUUUUGUGGGAUUAGUUUAUGGCUAUUUGCUGCAUUUGUGGAGAAAAAGGAAAGCACGAAUACAUACGAUUUUACAUAGAUUUAUCACAUUAUUUAUUAUUUCCUUGUUUAUGUUGAUCAUGUACUGCAAAUUUAAAGGCGAUCUACUUGAUUUUCAAAAUAAAACAUUAAAGAGUUUGUUUCAUUCUUUCUUACGUCCUCUGUGGGCUUUGUCACUUGGCUGGAUUAUUUUUGUCUGCGUUAAUGGAUACGGAGGUCCUAUAAAUUGGUUUCUGUCACUGAACAUUUGGAAAAUUCCAGCUCGCAUUUCCUAUGCAUUGUAUUUGAUACACAUGACUUUAAUGAUGACUGUUUAUUCUACUUCAUUGCAGCCAGUGUUCUUUACAGUUGGAUCUGCUAUGUUUGACGCAUUUGGAUUCCUAUGGUUAUCAAUGUUCGUGGCUUUCUUUCUAACUGCAUUUGUAGAUGCACCGUUUGCUAUACUUUUCAAAAAGUUAUUCGAAUGUGUAUCGAAAAAGAAACCAAGGACAAAUGAGAAGCCAAGGAUUGCAGAAAGUAAUCAAAAUGGAACCAUACCUCAAGUACUUCAUAAACGCGAAAACUUAAUUACAAAGAUUUAGUAAUUAGAUUACCAAAUUAGAAUAAACAUUAGAAAUUAGAUCUGAAGAGUUGUAUUAUUCGGCUCACUGUUGAGCGCGUGUCUCCUUUUAGAACUGAGAGCGGCUAGGCCACCACACUGGACUUCACACACGUAGAGAGUCAA